AAACCUAUUGGGAAAAUGAAGAACUACUGGAAAAUUUCAGUUUUCUUCUUUGUGUGCAGUUUCCUGGGACCCUGGGCAUCUGCGACUGUCAAGCGCCGUCCAAGAUUCCCUAUCAAUUCAAACUCUAAUGAUGGAAAUGAACUCUGUCCCAAGAUCAGGAUUGGCCAAGAUGACUUGCCAGGGUUUGACCUGAUCUCUCAGUUCCAGGUAGAUAAAGCAGCAUCUAGAAGAACUAUCCAGAGAGUGGUGGGAUCAACUGCAUUACAAGUGGCUUACAAAUUGGGAAAUAACGUAGACUUCAGGAUUCCAACCAGGCAUUUAUAUCCCAGUGGACUGCCCCAAGAAUAUUCCUUCUUAACUACGUUCCGGAUGACAGGAAGCACACUUGAAAAGAGCUGGAGCAUCUGGCAGAUUCAGGACUCCUCCGGGAGGGAGCAAGUUGGCGUGAAGAUUAACGGCCAAACAAAAUCCGUUGCAUUUUCAUACAAGGGGCUGGAUGGAAGUCUCCAAACUGCAGCCUUUUCAAACUUGCCUUCCUUGUUUGAUUCCCGGUGGCAUAAGAUCAUGAUUGGUGUGGAAAAGACCAGUGCUACUCUUUUCAUUGACUGCAUCAAGAUUGAAUCCUUACCUAUAAAGCCAAGAGGCCAAAUUGAUGUGGAUGGCUUUGCUGUGCUGGGAAAACUUGAAGAUAAUUCUCAAGUUUCUGUUCCAUUUGAACUUCAGUGGAUGCUGAUCCAUUGCGAUCCCCUGAGACCCACGAGAGAAACUUGCCAUGAGCUGCCCGUCAGAACAACGCCCAGCCAGACUACCGAUGAGAGAGGUCCUCCAGGCGAGCAGGGGCCUCCCGGGCCUCCAGGGCCACCUGGAGUUCCGGGCAUCGAUGGCAUCGACGGUGACCGAGGUCCGAAGGGUCCCCCAGGGCCUCCGGGUCCUGCAGGAGAACCAGGAAAGCCAGGAGCGCCGGGCAAGCCUGGCAUACCAGGCGCAGACGGAUUGACAGGACCUGAUGGCUCCCCUGGCUCUGUUGGACCAAGAGGACAAAAAGGAGAACCUGGUGUGCCUGGAUCUCGUGGAUUUCCAGGCCGUGGCAUUCCUGGACCCCCUGGUCCUCCUGGGUCAGCAGGACUCCCUGGAGAACUUGGCCGUGUAGGACCCAUUGGUGACCCUGGGAGAAGAGGACCGCCUGGCCCUCCUGGCCCCCCAGGACCCAGUGGAACAAUUGGCUUUCAUGAUGGAGACCCUCUGUGUCCCAAUUCCUGCCCACCCGGUCGCUCUGGAUAUCCAGGUCUACCAGGCAUGAGGGGUCACAAAGGUGCUAAAGGAGAAAUUGGUGAACCAGGAAGACAAGGACACAAGGGUGAAGAGGGUGACCAGGGAGAACUGGGAGAAGUUGGAGCUCAAGGACCUCCAGGAGCUCAAGGUUUGAGAGGGAUCACUGGCAUUGUUGGAGACAAAGGAGAAAAAGGUGCUCGGGGCUUAGAUGGAGAACCUGGGCCUCAAGGUCUUCCUGGUGCACCUGGUGAUCAAGGACAGCGAGGACCUCCAGGAGAAGCAGGUCCCAAGGGAGACAGAGGGGCUCAAGGUUCUAGAGGAAUUCCUGGAUCCCCUGGGCCCAAAGGAGACACGGGCUUGCCAGGUGUGGAUGGCAGAGAUGGGAUACCUGGAAUGCCAGGAACAAAGGGUGAGCCAGGGAAACCAGGGCCUCCUGGUGAUGCAGGAUUGCAGGGAUUACCUGGUGUACCUGGAAUUCCUGGUGCAAAGGGUGUUGCUGGUGAUAAGGGUAACACAGGUGCUCCAGGGAAGCCCGGGCAAUUGGGAAAUUCAGGCAAACCGGGCCAACAGGGGCCUCCAGGAGAGGUGGGACCCCGAGGACCCCGAGGGCUUCCUGGCAGUAGAGGAGAAAUAGGACCAGUAGGAUCCCCAGGCAUACCAGGUAAACUGGGACCUCUUGGCAGCGCUGGCCUCCCUGGCUUACCUGGACCCCCUGGGCUUCCUGGAAUGAAAGGUGACAGGGGUGUGUUUGGAGAACCAGGUCCAAAGGGUGAACAAGGUGCCUCUGGUGAAGAAGGUGAAGCAGGAGGAAGGGGUGACCUGGGAGAUAUAGGAUUACCUGGUCCAAAGGGAUCUGAAGGUAACCCUGGGGAACCUGGCUUGAGAGGACCUGAAGGAAGUCGGGGACUUCCUGGAGUGGAAGGACCAAGAGGACCACCUGGACCCCGGGGUGUUCAGGGAGAACAGGGAGCCACUGGCCUGCCUGGUGUCCAGGGUCCUCCGGGCAGAGGUCCGACAGAUCAGCACAUUAAGCAGGUUUGCAUGAGAGUCAUGCAAGAGCAUUUUGCUGAGAUGGCUGCUAGCCUCAAGCGUCCAGACAUGGGUGCCUCGGGUCUUCCUGGAAGGCGGCCCCCUGGCCCCCCAGGGCCCCCUGGAGAGAAUGGUUUCCCAGGUCAGAUGGGAAUUCGUGGCCUCCCAGGCAUUAAAGGUCCCCCUGGUGCCCUUGGUUUGAGGGGACCUAAAGGUGACUUGGGAGAAAAGGGGGAGCGCGGCCCUCCAGGAAGAGGCCCCAAAGGUUUGCCUGGAGCUACAGGUCUCCCAGGAGACCCAGGCCCUGCCAGCUACGGGAGAAAUGGCCGGGAUGGCGAGCGAGGCCCCCCAGGGGUGGCAGGAAUUCCUGGCGUGCCUGGACCCCCAGGACCUCCUGGCCCCCCAGGUUUCUGCGAGCCAGCCUCCUGUACCCUGCAGGCUGGUCAGCGAGCGUUUAGCAAAGGGCCAGACCAGUGA
Messenger RNA from Castor canadensis (American beaver), 2778 nucleotides. The record is from RefSeq and is a predicted model, not a curated record. Lineage: Eukaryota; Metazoa; Chordata; Mammalia; Rodentia; Castoridae.